Neodiprion fabricii is the source of this 1536-nucleotide messenger RNA. Its product is annotated as keratin, type I cytoskeletal 9-like. The record is from RefSeq and is a predicted model, not a curated record. Bases 92 to 1267 code for a protein of 391 amino acids. The transcript is spliced from 5 exons. Lineage: Eukaryota; Metazoa; Arthropoda; Insecta; Hymenoptera; Diprionidae.
GAUCGUAUUGGCAUAGCGUCGCAGAGUUACGAAUAAGAUCAGCAACGGACAGCGCCAGACACCUAGAGACAUAAAACUCAAUUACGACACGAUGAUGAUCCUCGACGGCAGAGCGGCUCUAGGAUUAACCCUCCUCCUGGCCACAGUUUGCGCUCGACCAGGUGGCUACGGAGUGAAGGGAGGACCCCACAGACAAGGACACCAUCAUGGAGUCGACGCGGAGCACGGAGAAUCAAGCGCAAACGCUAAUGCAGGUGCUGGAAGUAUAAGCGGCGGCCCCGGCGGAAGCGAAGCAAACGCUAACGCAGAUGCGAACGCGAAGGCUGCAGGAAUCGGUCUGGCUGGCGGCCAGAGUGAAGCCAGCGCUUCCGCCAUUGCUGAAGCCGGAAGCCACGGGCAUCACGGCAACAUUCGCGACAAUGCUGGACCUGCGGGAAUCGGCGAAGGGCUGACAUUCGACAAUCAGCAUGUCCCAGGCUUUCCACAUGGCCCAGGACAGGGCGAUCAGCACGCCCAUCACCACGAGCGCGAACAUCAACAUGGAGCAGGACUCGCGGCCCAUGGAGGACCCGGAGUGUUCGGCGAAGAAUCUUCCGGUGGCUUCGGAAGUCUGGCUCAAGGGGUGGGAAUCAGCGGAGGCCAAAAUGGCGAAGGAUUCGUCCAUGGAUCUUCCGGUAGCGGACUAAGUUCGGCUCAUGGGGCGGGAAUCGGCGGGGGCCAAAACGGCGAAGCAUUCGGCCAUGGAUCUUCCAGUAGCGGACUAAGUUCGGCUCAUGGGGCGGGAAUCGGCGGGAGUCAAAAUGCUGAAGGAUUUGGCCAUGAAUCUUCCGGUAGCGGACUAAGUUCGGCUCAUGGGGCGGGAAUCAGCGGAGGCCAACAUUCGGGAAGUCUGCUGACAGGAGGUGGCGCUGGGUUCGGAGGGGGCGCUCAAGGUCACGGUCAAGGUUCCGAUGCCAUCAGUGGUUCUGAGGCCAGUUCCUCGGCUGGAUCAAACGGCCAAGUCUUGGGCUCGAAUUUCGGUGGUUCCCACGGAGAUGCAAGUUCGGCGAAUGCCGGCGCUUCGGCCGGCGCCCAUGCAGGAGGAAGUGGAAGCCAAUCUGGCAGCUACAGCGAAGCCACAAGCGGAAGUUCCAGCUUCGGCGGAAGCAAAAGCACGGCCGAUAGCAUGGCCUGGUCUUCCGGGGGCGAGAGCGGAUCUUUAGCCUCCGCAAGCAGCAGUGCAAGCAGCCGUUCUGGAGGAAAGAUGAUUGGAGUCAAGGGGCGUUAAAACAGAGAUGAUGCGCGCGAUCGGUGAUUGCAACAAGUCCUACAAGAAAAAGAUCUGGAACUUGGAUACGUGCAGAUAAUUUAUGGGCAAAAAAAUCAGAAGCAAUUACUGUAUUCCACUCUGAAUGUCUAUACAUUACACGAUAAGAUAGCUAGCGAAUAACAAUUAUUACGAUUACGACGAAUGUUUAUCCUUGAAUUUUAUAUAAGUCAAUUCGAAAUCGAUUGUGAUAAAUAAAGAUGUUUGAAAAAAUAAAAAUCAAAAAUGUA